AAUACAUUGAACAUAGAGUGGGAAAGACUAUUUUGUUUAAUUAAUUAUGUAUAAAAAAAAGUUUUAGGAAAACAAAAUGGCAAAGCAUUAUUUUUGUAAAUUUGAAAUUUUGAAAAAAAUUAAUAUCGUUUGUUUUCCGACAUUGAUUUAAGUCCAAUAAAUGAAACGAGUAUAAAAUUUUGAUUUAAUUUUAUAGAAAAAAUGGAAGAGGAAUUCGAUUGUAAGUCCUCAAUAGGACAAUUGAUUCAAAAUUUACAAAAAUUGUACAAAAAACCUCAAAUAGACCAUCAACUAAGCACAGCACUAGAAGCGUUUCAAGAAAAGGUCACUCGACAACAAGCUUAUUUAAACAAUGGAAUUUUCAAUAUCAAUUUCGCCGAAGCCGCUAUUUUUCUACAAAGCUGUACAGAAUUAUAUGGGAAAAAAGUUGAUAUGCUCUGGGACGAAUUAUUAGAGUUCCAUACGAGACUUAUCGAGUACGAUUGCGAACACGAUAAAGAAAGUGGAAAACAAUUAGAUCAAAACGCGAUAGAUAAAUUAGAAGAAAGGAGAAAUCGUUACAAGAGAAAAAAGAAAUUCAAAUUGGCUUUGAAACAGGAUAACAAAAAGAAUUUUGAGGAUUUUUUAUUCGAAGGAGUACAACAAACAGGAGAAAUCGUAGAAUCUAACGAAGUAAAUAACGAUUGUUUCCAAUCGUGGAAAGAUAUAGAACACGAAAGUUCCUUAAUCACAAGGAUUCCCAAGGCGGUUUAUAAACAACAGCUACUGAAAUACAGGAUUAAAAACUAUCGUAUAAUGAGGAGCGAGGAUUUCGAUAUAUUUGAUCCUGAAGACGGUGAGUUUAAUACAAAAUAUAGUAGAGUCCCUGGUUGGCAUGUCAUAGAACAUAUUUUUGAAUAUAACAACAAAGGGUUGCUACCAGAUAAAGAUAACGUCAUAGCUACUUUACGUUUGUCUUGUUAUUUGAGGAUAAAGUUCAUGAAAGACAACAACAUCCCUUUUAACACACCUUACAGUGAAUAUAAAGAUCAAUAUUUGAAGUUCAAGAAGAAAUUCUUUGAAGAAGAAGCAAAAAAAUGGCAGAACAUGCCUUUGAAUACUAUAGCGGAUCUCCGUAAGCAAUUCGAUUAUCUCGCUAAAAUGGAAAGGGAAAACGAAAAGAAAAAUAAAAUUUUUGAUCCUUGGUUUGGAGUUUCUUCUAUUUUGAAUAACUGUUGUGAUACACCCAAUUGCCCAGAUUGUUCAGAUACGAUUAUUUUAUCUGAUGAUAAUUUGAACAAUAACCUGAUUGGAAACAAUACGAAAAAGUUACCUCAAGAUAUUGCGGAUAAAACUAGACAAGAUUCCGGUUAUUUUGAAUUGGAUGAUAGUGAAAUGGAAUCUUCCGCAUGCGAAAAUAUCGAAGAUGGAGAAUCUUCAACAUGCAAACUUGGAGAUGAUACACUUUCCAAGGAUAUGUCUCCAAAACAUGGAGAAACCACAACAUGCGAACUUGGUUCACCUGAAAACAAUGGAGAUUGUGGACUUUCCAAGGAUGUAUCUUUAGAACAUGGAGAAUCUUCAACAUGUGAACUUUGUUCAACUGGAAACAAUGGAGAUUCUGGAUUUUCCAGGGAUGCGUCUUCAGAACAUGAUGAAAAUGAAGUAAACACUAAAAUUGAAGACAAAACAAGAACGAUUUUGAAUGGAGAAGAAGUUGAAACAAAUAAUAAUAAAGUUCAAUCAGUGCCCAUGAUACUGCCUGAUGAAAGUGGUGUUAUUGUCAAUGAUACGGUUGUGGAGAAUAUUACUGAAGAUAUUGAUAACGUGAAUGAUGCUGUUGAAGGAAAUCCUACAAAUGGUGAUGAUAACGACGAUAUUUUGAGUGUUAUGAGUGAUCAUGAUUAUUGUGGUAUAGCGGAUCAAGUAGCGGUUUUGAAAGAAAAUAAGAACAUUGUUAAUAAAAGUGAUAAAGAAGAUAUGGUUCCUUUGAAAUUGAGAUCUAAUGUUGUUCCAAGGGUUGGUAAUGUUAAAGUGGCGAAAAACAACAGAGCAAAGAAUGAAUUUAUGGGUCCACCGCUAUUAAAAAAAAGGAAGCUUUCCCAGAAACAGAUACAAAAUUUGGCCAAAAGCAAAAUAAGUCCUGUUAAAGAAAUGAAAUUCGAAAAGUUUUUUUCUUUAAAUUAUCAACCCCAAAUGGGAGAAGGUGAAGUACAAGAAAUUAAUUACGAAUCUGAAGAAGAAGAGGAGGAAAAGGAAGUGAAUGAUGAUAACGAUGAUGCGCGAUCAGUUAUAUCGGAUCAUUGUUACAGUAAAUCAUCGAUUCAAACAAGUCUAAAUUAUGAUAAAGAUGAUGUUUGUUCUCAUAUAUCAGAUCAUAAUUACUUUCAAGUUGAUGAUACAACUACACAGGACGAUUCCGGAUUUUUAGACCAUUCGGAACAUAAUUUAUCCAUGGAAACCUCUGCUAAUUCAUCAAAUCCAUUAUUGAGAGGUCUGGAACCGGAAGAUGUGGAAGAAUAUGAAAGAUUAUUGAACCAAAUACAAGAAGAUAGAAGAAUAGAAGGUGAAAAUCCAGAGGAUGAUUUAAAAGAACGCGAACGUCGUAAACGAGAUUUAUUGGAAUCGAAAGCUCGCGUGGAGGAAUGGAGGGAAACUAUCAUCCCAAUUUUGGAUAAUCUGAAGGAGAACGAUUUCGAUAUACACGAAUAUGGUGGUAAAAUAAUGGACGGGAUGGAAAUCGGUGAAACGAAAUUAUUUAAAAACGUCGUCGAUGGUAAAUCGUCAGCUGAAGUUGUGAGAUACUUCAUGGCUUCCUUACAAUUGGCUAACACUUACAAUAUUGAAAUACGAGGCGCCAAAAGUGGUGAAAAAUCCAACGAUACCUAUGGCGUUAAACUACUUAAUAAGGACAGGUACCACGAACAUCUGAAAGAAUAUCAUGCUCCUUCGGAAGAAACCUUCCAUGAGAGGAUAAAAAGGAUGAGGAUGUCGCAAAGAAAAAAAACAAUUCACCGGGAAAUAGAAGAACCGGUAACUAAACACCCAAGAAAAACGGGUAGUAAAAGAAGAAGAAUAUUUUCGACUGAUGAUGAUGAUGAAUUAGAACCUUUUGGUAUUUCUACUUCCACGGUUCCAUAUGGUAGUACAAAACGGUCGAAAUUUGACAGUAGUUCAAAUGUACCAUCGAAUGUAUUUGAUAACGGAAAUGAUUUGAACAUGGAUACUGUCGGUUUUAGUACUCCAUCAUCUAUUUCCGGUACUUAUAGAUUGCCUUCGAGUAUUGAACAUUUCGAAUCGGAAUUGAGUGCGGCGCAGUAUACGAAGCCCUUUAUUCAGAUACAUUCGACUCCAUUGUCUACGAAUGUAACUAGAACGGUGGAAACCGAUUUGUUGAAUCAAAGAGUACUUUUUAAAUAGAUCUCACUUUUUAAUAAAAUAAUUUGUAGUUUAUAGUAAAAUCAGGGUUUUUCUAUAGAUUAAAUAUAUUUUUGAUGAUAGGGUUGUAAAUAUAUUGGAAAUUUUUAGGAGUACAACGAUUGUUUUUUGUUUUUUUUUGGAUAAUUUAUAACACAAAAAUGAGUUUUCUUGUUUUUUUUUGGGGGGGGGGGUAAGUGAAACUACUUCUUUCAUGUCAGUAAUAAAAAAGUUAAUUUCCACUUUUUUUGUAGAUUUUUGUGAUCCUAAAUGAAAAUUGUAUAGUUGUAAAUAUUGAAAAUAUAAAAAUGUUUUUUAACUAGGGGGUUGUAAAAAUGUACAAAUUUGUAAAGAAAAAAUUGGUAUUUAUGGUGGGAGGAGUAUUUUUCGAAUUUAUUUUUAAGUAGAAUUUUAUAUGAAAACAAAAAAAAAAUUAUUAUUUUGAACGAAAUAGUUGGGUUAAAUAUUGAAAAAUUUUAUUAGUCUAAAUUAAUCGGUAUAAUUUUUAUUCUUCUUUAUCACACAAUUCUAAUCUGGUUUUUAUUUUUUUCUUAUAGAAUUGUUUUAAAAAUAUUUUGGAUUUAUUUUAAUUUUUUUACGUGUUUGGUCCGCUAUACUAAUAAUUCUCAUUUAUAAAUUUCUAAAAAAUUUUUUUGACUUUAUCAAUUAAAUAAACUUUGUUAUGAACCUUAAUUAGUAUAUUUAUUUUAUUCAUUAAUGAUUUUUUCUGCUAUAAAGACAUUUAGACUUUAAAACUGACCACACACGAUUUUUUUUUAACUGAACAAAUAACGAUAAGAAAACAAGAAAAGUGAGUUUUUGACACUGCAAAUAUCGAAAUAAAAA
Molecule: messenger RNA, 4242 nt
Organism: Diorhabda carinulata
Lineage: Eukaryota; Metazoa; Arthropoda; Insecta; Coleoptera; Chrysomelidae
Exons: 9
Coding region: 202-3399 (1065 amino acids)
Biological process (GO): meiotic chromosome condensation; mitotic sister chromatid separation
Cellular component (GO): nucleus; condensin complex
Molecular function (GO): chromatin binding
Source: RefSeq, a predicted model, not a curated record